Messenger RNA from Dermacentor silvarum, 1195 nucleotides. Its product is annotated as ATP synthase subunit C lysine N-methyltransferase. The record is from RefSeq and is a predicted model, not a curated record. Gene Ontology annotation, biological process: peptidyl-lysine trimethylation; regulation of mitochondrial ATP synthesis coupled proton transport; positive regulation of proton-transporting ATP synthase activity, rotational mechanism. Gene Ontology annotation, cellular component: mitochondrion. The transcript has a single exon. The coding region runs from base 281 to 922 and encodes 213 amino acids. NCBI's taxonomy places the organism in Eukaryota, Metazoa, Arthropoda, Arachnida, Ixodida, Ixodidae. Gene Ontology annotation, molecular function: protein-lysine N-methyltransferase activity.
GGAAGGUACAGUUUCCCAUAUGGGUGAGUGUUCUGUGGUGCAGGUGCAGCUGGUGCAGCCUAUGGUUAUGGUGUAGCCAUUAAAAGGUGUUCCGGGGUGUAGGAACCAUAGCAACACCCCACCCGAUCCGGAUCAAUGUCAAUCUGUGGCUCAAUCCGGAUCGGUCCCGAUCGCGAUCAAGUGUACUGUACUACGUGCGACACCGAUACAAGUCUGUCGAUAUCGUUAUGUCUCGAGUUCCAGCGGUAACAGUAGGUAGUGCAGGGCGUGCGGGGUAGUGAUGCCGUGUGCAACUGCAAUGGACCCUGUGCCACCUGCUUCACCGACGAAGCGUAAGGCCAGCCUGCUCGGGAAAGUGGCGAUCGCAGUGACCGGCUGCAGCGCCGUGGGCAUCCUCGCAGUAGCCGCGCCAUUUUUAUCGCCUGCAUUUCGCAAAAUCUGCCUGCCGUACGUGCCGGCUACCGACGCUCAAGUGCGCAACGUAUCGUUGCUGCUGCAGCGCAGGCAGCGCACCUCCGCCCUGAUCGACCUGGGAAGUGGCGACGGCAGGAUCGUCCUCGAGGCCGCCAAGCUGGGCUUCGCACCCUGCGUCGGUGUGGAGCUGAAUCCUUGGCUUGUUGCGUACUCGAGGGCGCGAGCGCUCGGAAUAACGAGCGCGCGCUUUGUGCGAGCCAACCUGUGGGACUUUACCCUGACGCCGUUCGAUAACGUCGUCAUUUUCGGUGUUGAAGAGAUGAUGGCCCCGCUCGAGCAAAAACUUGUGCAUCAACUCAGGCCUGGAAGCUGGGUGCUGGCAUGCAGGUUUCCUUUGCCAACUCUCAAGCCGGACGAAGCUUACGGCACUGGUGUCGACACGGUGUGGCUUUACCGCAUGGCAACUGGUCGCCCCACUUUGCAGGACAUCGGAAUGCAUUCACCUUAAGUGUAACAAAGCCGAUCAGGGCCACCUACGGGCAUGGCUACGGGAUUGAGCAGGAGUUGCCUCAAUCUUAUGGUGCCCGGUCAAAGUCGGCAUGCAGCGCUCAUGUCCAAUCGAUGGGUUUUGAACAGUAUGAAUGCCUCCUUGUGCAUGCCAAGCUGAGCUCGCGUGAUUACUUUCUCUAGUAAUUUUAAUACAUGAUGUUUGCUUCUGUUUAGAGCUGUGCUGAAAAACUGGUUAUAUAUCCGAGAAGUGCAUUAAAACAAUUGCUGUUGU